This is a messenger RNA of Plasmodium gonderi, 1617 nucleotides long. RefSeq lists its product as hypothetical. Bases 1 to 1617 code for a protein of 538 amino acids. The record is from RefSeq and is a predicted model, not a curated record. Lineage: Eukaryota; Apicomplexa; Aconoidasida; Haemosporida; Plasmodiidae. The transcript has a single exon.
AUGUUAUUUUUAAUUAAGAAUUCAUUUCCACACAUACUAUUGCUGCUUAUAGUGAAUAAUAUAUAUCUGUAUAUUAAUUCGAAAAAAUGGGAGGGGCUAAAAGUUUGUAGAUUGUUAAAGGAAAAAAAAAAGCCACAUUGCAUGUACGAUAAUAGGAAUAAGUGGCUAUCUGGGAAAAAAAUUAACUGCAAGCCGAGAAAUUACCUGUACAUUCAUAACAAAAAAAAAAUAUGUAUACACGAAUCGUAUAAGUUUAACAAAUAUAAACUAUGCUCAAUUUUUUCACUUUUUGAUAAAAAGAACGAUGAGAAGAAGGGGAAAAAAAAAGACACACAUGAGGGAAAGUCAAUUGUAGGAGGAUAUACACAAAAGAAUAAUGAAAAUAAGAAAGAAAUGAAUAAAGCAGGAAAAGAAACAGAUAAUGCAGCUCCCAUAUCGGUAGUAAAUAUUCCAGAAAAAAGUACGAAGCAUGGAAAUUUACUACCCACAUCAGAUCAAACGAUAAAUUUUAAAGAAAAUUUGAAAACGGAAAAAAUAUCCCCAAAGGAUUUCAAUACCAAGAAGAACAUCUCACCAUGCAUUGGUAUGGAGAAAGGACACGACAAAGAAAUAAAGAUCGAAAUUAAAGAUACUAUGAAAAGUGUUUAUCCAAAAGAUGCACUUAAAAAUGUGGAGGAAUACAAAAAGCAUUUGCAAAUGAUUAAGGAUAAAAUAAUUUUAUCAAUUCACAAUAUUUUUUCUUCGUACAGAAAAUGCAUAGAUAAGAAAGAUAAUUUGAAAAAUUUUGUUCUAAACCUACUAAACGAGUUCGAACAUAAAUACGAAGAAUAUACAUACAUAAAAGAUAUAAAAAAUAUGAACAAGGAAAAAGUGAAAGAAGAAUAUUUACAAAGUAAUUAUAAUUGCUUCCUAGAAAUAGUAAAUAUUAUUGAAGAAAAUUUGUUCAAUCUGUUCGUUUAUAAAAUCCAGUCUGUAAAAGUAAAGGCUCUUAACGAAAUAAAGGAAGCAAUAAUGUCACACAGAGAAAGCAACAAUGAUUACAUUUCAUACAUUAAUCAUGUUAGUAAAACAUUUCGAAAUUAUGAGAAAAAGUUAAAAAAUUUACUUGUUCCAAGUUUUAAAUUUACUUUAUAUGACAAAAUAAGAGAAAAUGAAACGAAUGUUAACAAUUCAUCGUGCUUAAUAAAUUUUAUGUACGUUUUACCAGUAGAAAAAUAUGAAAAGUUAAUAAAAAAAAAUAUAAAUUAUGUAAAAAAAUUAUCAUACGAUUUGACAAGAAAAAAAAAAAAAAAAUUUAUGAAAGAAAUUGAAAGAAAUAAAAAUUAUCAAAAUAUUUUACAAAUUAUUGACAAUCAACAAAAACAAAUCGAAAUUUUACAAGAUCAACUUGAAGCCAACGUUGAAGGUAUAAAUGGAAAUUAUUCUCCUUUUCAUUGUGCUCUUGCUUAUAGGAUACCCGAUACCAACUUGAACAUUUCAACCCAAUACAUGAAGGGAAAAUUUAACAUCAAAUUGAAUUGUAUACCUGAUGAUUCUUUACAUUUGUUAGGUUCCUAUGGUUUUGUCAAAGCCCUUCCAUUUGGAAAUUUAGGGCUGUCUUUUUCUUUAAAUUUUUGA